Pieris macdunnoughi is the source of this 1197-nucleotide messenger RNA. Lineage: Eukaryota; Metazoa; Arthropoda; Insecta; Lepidoptera; Pieridae. The record is from the annotation of a GenBank genome assembly.
AUGGUUAUCGACAAUAGACGUUUGAACGAAAUCACAAUAGAUGACAAGUAUCCUUUGCCUAACAUAUCGGAACUUUUUGAUAAAUUAGGUAAAUCACAGUACUUUACCACAAUUGAUUUAGCAAGUGGUUACCAUCAAAUUGAAGUCCAAAAGGAAGAUCAGCACAAAACAGCGUUUACUACACAAUCAGGUCACUAUGAAUUCAAAAGAAUGCCGUUUGGCUUAAAAACAGCACCGGCAACGUUCCAAAGAGCAAUGGAUAACGUUUUACGCGGCCUACAAGGAUUACACAUAGGGUUGCCAACCAUACUAUAUAAUAACAUUAAGCAACAUCAAAAUACUCAGAAGCAUAAGAUAAAAACUGAAAUGAAGAAAACAUCUGGUGCAUUACAAAAUUUCCUUACAUCAGAUACUAAAUCAAGAUGUCAAGGAUCUAGUGAUGAUGAGAAUAUUAUAGCAGCGGAAUUAGCAUUGACUUUUCACACUGUGAAGCAUAAUUUAUCUUAUAAUAGCAUGGAUUGUCUAAGUAAAUUAAACAAAAUUGUAUUUGUAGAUUCUAAAAUAGCUAGUAAAAUACGCUUGGGAAGAACUAAAAUGGAAGCUUUAGUGAUAGAAGUGUUAGGUCCAUAUUCUGUGGAAAGUGUAAUAAAUGAUUUACAUGAUGAUGUAUUUUUCUGUCUUCAGACUGAUGCAUCAAAUAAAAAAAAUAUUAAGUUAUUUCCUCUUGUAGUGCAAUAUUUUUCAAUAAAUGAAGGGAUCCAAAAUAAACUGAUCGAUUUUUACGAAAAUUCUAAUGAAUCUGCUGAUGGCAUGUUAGAAGCUAUAAAGAAGUCUAUGGAUUCCCACAACCUGUCAUUCAAUCAAGUAUCAGGUCUCAGUGCAGACAAUUGCAAUGCUAAUUUUGGCAUUCAUCACUCAUUGUACACAAAUAUUAAAAAAGAAGUACCAAACCUUAUAAAAGGCAACUGUCAUGCACACAUUAUCCAUAAUACAGUGAAACAUGCUAUGGGCUACUUGAUUUGUGACAUAGAAAAUAUUGUUUUGAAAAUAUACAGUCAUUUUUCGGUAUCUGCUUGUAGACGAGAUGAUUUAAAAAAAUUUGUUACUAUGGUUGAUGGUGAAUUUCACGAAAUCAAACGUCAUAUUGGUACACGGUGGUUAUCACUACUUCCAGCCGUUGACACCCUUUUUACUUAA